AUGUAUAAGUUUGAGAACACGCAUAUAGAAAAACGGUUUUAUAACCAAGCUGAAACUGAAACCCCCUCUUUCUCUUCCUUUGUUCUCAACAAGAUUCUUCAUUCUAUCGACGAAGAAGAUAGAAAAAAUUCCGAUAAGAAAUUCUACACAGAAACAACCGUUAACAAAAUGAGCGAAAUCAAUGCUAAAUGCAAUAGAGUUGAUGAAGAAGAACCAAAUCUUCGCAUAAAAAUGCAUCAUGAUCGCUAUCGUGAUCAAGAUGUUAUGUUCUUUAGUUCCACUCCAAGCUCUUCAGAUUCAAGUUCUGUAUUAUUAUCAUCUUCCUCCGAUACAGAAUCAAUCUACAGAGAAAAAUCACUAAAUCGGUGUUUCGCUCAUUCGAACCCUAAGCCAGUGAAAAUAACAGUUCCUCCUGAGAGAAGCGAAGAAAUAACCAUCAAAUCAAAAUCAAGAGCGAUGAAGCUUUACAACAAUCUCAAGAAGGUGAAGCAGCCAAUCUCACCAGGUGGAAAACUCACAAGUUUUCUCAGUUCACUCUUCAUAAACACGAAGAAAACAAAAACUGUUUCCUCUUAUGAAGAUGUGAAUGCAGAGAGAAAAGGUAAAUCAGUAGAAUCUUCAACUUGUUAUUCAGCUAGGUCAAUAGAUAAAUCACGUAAUGGUGCUAAAAGAACGGUGCGUUUUUGUCCUGUAAGUGUAAUUGUUGAGGAAGAUAAUCGAGUUUGCAGUAACAAAUGUUUGCAUGGAGGAGAAGAUUCUGGUCUAACGGCGUUGUCUGUAUCAACUGCAUGGAAAAUUGGACGAACAGUGAGUAAGAAGAAAGAAGAAGAGGUUUUGAAUAUGAACAAGAGAGUGGAUGAAGUUUUACGAGAGUUUCAUCUUAAUCGGAAGCUUUUGAGAGAUUUUUCUAUGAGAAAAACGGAGAAGGAUGAUGAUGAUAUAGCAAGUAGUUCAAGUUCAGAUCUUUUCGAGCUUGAUCACUUAGCUUUGAUCGGAAAUGAUAGGUAUUAUUAUGAGGAUUUGCCUGUGUUUGAAACUACUCAUAUUCUUUCUAAUCGUGCCAUUCACAUUAUGUAA
Vicia villosa (hairy vetch) is the source of this 1077-nucleotide messenger RNA. Its product is annotated as protein BIG GRAIN 1-like B. The transcript has a single exon. The coding region runs from base 1 to 1077 and encodes 358 amino acids. NCBI's taxonomy places the organism in Eukaryota, Viridiplantae, Streptophyta, Magnoliopsida, Fabales, Fabaceae. The record is from RefSeq and is a predicted model, not a curated record. Gene Ontology annotation, biological process: auxin-activated signaling pathway.